AUGGAAGUUAUAGCUGUGAAACCUGUUGAUAAGAAGGAAAGCAAAAGGAAAAUUCUCGCUUUUCGUUUUCAGCUCAGUCAAGCCAUCGAUGAAAAGGCAUUAGAUCGUAUUGUGCUAUUGUCACAUCAAGCUCAGUCAAUACCAAAACUCAUCUGUUGUCUUCAUGAGCUCUUGAACAUCUAA
Molecule: messenger RNA, 183 nt
Organism: Clunio marinus
Lineage: Eukaryota; Metazoa; Arthropoda; Insecta; Diptera; Chironomidae
Source: the annotation of a GenBank genome assembly